AUGAAAAAAACUUUUUGUUGCUAUGGUAAAACAAAGAAAUGGUUAUUUCAUUUCAUAUCAUUUAUCUUAUGUUUAACUUUAUUAUUAUAUCGUACAUUCGAAUGGUUAAAAGCUUAUCAUUUAUUCAUUGAUGAUGAUCAUCAUAUGAAUGGAUUCAUUGACUAUUUACAAAAUUCCUAUUUAAAUAAACACAAUAGGAAUAAUGAAGAUCAUUAUCAUUAUCAUCGUCAUCAUGAGCAGCAGCACCAGCAUCAGCAACAGCACCAACAGUAUCAGGAUGAUAUAAUACAUAGUGAUAAUACAACAUUAAUGGAACCAAAUGUGAUAAUUAGAUUAUGCAAUAUUAAUCCAAUGAGAUUAUCCGCUUUAUUUUCAUUAGUCAAUGGAAGUGAUAUUUAUGCUUAUUUAAUUGAAAAAUAUGGUAAAAUUGAUAUAAUCAAUCUAUUAAAUGAUACAUAUUUAACACCAGAACAAAUUAAACAUAUGGCUCAUCCAUUAUCUACAACAUUGAAAAGUUGUCAAUAUGGUGAUGAUCAAUGUACAAUUAAUGAUUUUAUCUCAAUAUUUACAACACAUGGAUGGUGUUAUCAAUUUCAUUUGAAUUUUUCUAGAACUGCUGAAUUGAAAUUAAUAUUGGAUCCACAAGAAUAUGAUUACAUAAUACCAAAUAAAGGUUAUGUUGGAUUUUAUUUAACUGUACAAAACCAAAAUUGUUCACCUAAGCAACAAUUCAAUAUGGAUAAUAAAGAUCAAUCUAUUAUUGUGGGACCAAAGUUUCAUUCGUAUAUUAGUAUACAACAACAAUAUUUUGUCAGAAGUGGAAAUCAUUUUGGAACAAAGAUUAAAGAUAUUUGCCCAGCAUUUAAUAUACAAUCAGUUGUACAACUAGAAAAGCUUCCAAUCCAAAUACGUUUAUUACAGAAAUUCAAUACGAAUUUAUUCAAACGAAACGGUACUGUAGUUCAAUAUGGUAUACUCUAUCAACAGAAAGCAUUAUUACAAAUUUAUAAUCGUACAGCUUAUGAUUUAAUUAAAAAUUUAUCUAAAGAAUUAUAUCACGCUAAAUUAUUAACAAAAUUUACUAUUCAAUCUAUUUGGAACUUAUACAAGUACUUGAAAUAUUUCAAUCCAAUCAAAUCCAUUCAUAAUACGAUUAAUCAUAAUAAUAAUCAUCAUCAUCAUUGUUAUACUAAAGUAUAUCAAUUAUUCACUUCAAUUAGUAAAGAUAUUUUAUCAAAGAAUACUUUAUCAAUUAUGGAUCCAGAUCAAGAUCAACAUCAAGAUCAAGAUCAUGAUGACGAUGAUCAUCAACAUUAUCAUCAUGAAGAAAAUCAAUAUUUUAUAUAUAAUCAUACAUUAGAUCAUAUUGAAUUACAAUUAAUUAAUAGUUUUUUUGAAACAAAAGUAAUUGUAUCACCAAGUUCUUCAUUAUUACGUAAGAUAUUAACAGUGGUUAUGAAAUUUCGUUAUCUUCUAUCAAAUUAUAGUAAUUUAUCAUCUACAAUUAUAUCUAAUAAGAAUAGAUCAUCCAUGUCCAAUAUCAAUUCAUUUAUGGAUAAUACUACUCAAUUUAGAUCACAAUUUCAUAUCAUGAAUUGUAGUCAUUUAAUUCCAUAUUAUAAUGAACAAAUGAAUAAAUGUGGUGAAACAGCUAGUGGUGCAUUAACAAGAUUAGAUUAUGUGAAUUUACAAUUACAUAAUUUAAUUAAAAAUAAUCAUUUCAUACGUUUAAUACAUCCGAAACAUUCUUAUCCUUAUACAGAAUUAUCUAUAUCAAGUGUGUGUGUGGGGGGGGGUAUACGUUUAUAUAUACAUAAUAAUAAUAAUAAUAAUAAUAAUAAUAAUAAUAAUAAUAAUAAUAAUAAUAAUAAUAAUAAUAAUAAUAAAGAUUUACUACUUACAAUAUUUAUAAGUAUAUUCACUUUAUAUUUAACUUUAUUUAUCAUCAUCGAAUAUUGUUCAUUUAAACAAACCACCAAAUUAACCAAUCAAAUUUGUUUAAAAUGUCAAUCAACCAAUCAAAAUGUAUAUCAUCCUCAUCCUCAUCGUCAUGACGAUGAGGAGGAUGAUUCAUGUAAUCUAUUAUCAAUACAACAAUAUAAUCAGUUGACAUCAUUUGAAACACUGCCACCAAAUAAUAAUAAUAAUAAUGGUGAUGGUUACUAUCCGAGAUGUACACAGAGAUACCAUGAUAGCAACAGAAAGAAUUUUACUUACUCAAAAUAUGGUAAACACGAUCUAGACGAAGCUUUCAGUAAUAAUAAUAAUAAUGGGUUGAAUUCAUUUAUCCCUCAUAAAUUAGAACACCAUUACACAUAUGAUCAUCCAACAUCUCUAUUGCAUACAUCAAAUGUUAUGUAUAAAUGUGAUAAUCUAUGUCGAACUAAAGCAUAUUUACAUGAUGAAAAUAUUGAUGAUAAUGAAGAUGGUGAUAGAAAUACAAUUUGUAUUCCAACUCAUGUACAUAGUUUAUCUUUCCCAAGAAUCGAAACAUUCAAUGAUGAAAAUAUGAAUAAAACAAUUUUAAUCACACCGAAAUUAAUUAAUACCCCAUAUUCUUGUCGUACUUCUUCAACAUCUUCAUCAUCCAAGUAUAAUUUACAUUCAUCAUAUUGUAAAUAG
Schistosoma guineensis is the source of this 2622-nucleotide messenger RNA. Lineage: Eukaryota; Metazoa; Platyhelminthes; Trematoda; Strigeidida; Schistosomatidae. The record is from the annotation of a GenBank genome assembly.